AUGAGGGGGCCGGGGGAACACCACCGCCGGUUGGGCUCCGACACGCCUCCCGCCGGGAUAUCUGCCAGCGUCGGCUCCUCGCCGGGAACGGAAUAUUCCGUGGAUCCGUCGGCGGAGUUCGUCGAGGUCACUCUCGACCUCCAGGACGACGACACCAUCAUCCUCCGCAGCGUGGAGCCGGCCGCCGCCGUCGCCAUCAACAUCGGCGGGGAGGCCGCCGCGGGAAUCGUCGGCGUGGAGGCCACUCCGGCGUCGGCGUCGACCUCCAGAUCUACUACCAUGAGGCGAAGCGCGUCAAACAACAAGCUGAUUCAGUUCUCGCAGGAGCUCAAGGCGGAGGCGCUUGCCCGCGCGAGGCAGUUCUCGCAGGAGAUGAGGAAGUUAUCGUGGAGCCACGGCCGCGCGUCGCGCAUACUCUCCGGCGGGGCUGGCGGAGGCGGAAUUGAAUCGGCGCUGGCGGCAAGGGCGAUGCGCCGCCAGCGGGCGCAGCUGGAUCGCACGCGCUCCGGCGCCCAGAAGGCGCUCCGGGGGCUCAAGUUCAUCAGCGACGGCAAAAAAAGCCACGUCGACGGCUGGAGCGAAAUUAUUAUGGUGAGUGCCUCUGCGAACAAGUUGUCAAGACUUAAAGAGCAAGCGGAAGAGUAUGCUGCUCUGAUUAUGGAAGAGUUAGACCCUGAAAGGCUUGGAUACAUUGAGCUAUGGCAGCUGGAAACACUAUUGCUGCAAAAGGACACAUACUUAAAUUACAGUCAAGCCCUCAGCUACACGAGCCAAGCCCUGAGCCAGAACCUCCACGGGCUCAGGCACCGGGGCCGAUUGAGGAGAAUAAGCACCAAAUUGCUUUAUUUCUUGCAAGAAAAUUGGAGGAGGAUUUGGGUCCUGACAAUAUGGAUUUUGAUCAUGAUUGGACUGUUCACGUGGAAAUUCUAUCAGUACAAACAGAAAAACGCGUACAAAGUCAUGGGCUAUUGUCUUCUCACAGCCAAAGGUGCGGCGGAGACUUUGAAAUUCAACAUGGCGCUCGUGUUAUUGCCUGUGUGCAGGAACACCAUAACCUGGCUGAGGUCCUCCAAGCUGGGCUACUUUGUGCCGUUCGAUGACAACAUCAACUUUCACAAGACCAUAGCUGCAGCCAUUGUAGUGGGCGUCAUACUCCACGCAGGCAACCAUCUUGCUUGUGACUUUCCAAGACUCAUAAACGAGCCCGAUUCCAUGUACAGACGUUAUUUUAUUGACGACUUUGGCAAGAAUAAGCCCAAGUACAUAGACCUUGUGAAAGGGAUCGAGGGCGUGACCGGGCUCUUAAUGGUCAUCCUCAUGAUAAUUGCUUUUAUAUUGGCAACUCGGUGGUUCAGAAGAAGUCUUAUUAGGUUGCCUAAGCCAUUUGACCGCCUCACUGGCUACAAUGCCUUUUGGUAUUCUCACCACCUGUUUGUCUUUGUAUACGUGUUGCUCGUAAUCCACGGGACUUUCCUGUAUCUGGUUCAUCACUGGUACAAAAAGACGACGUGGAUGUAUCUUGCGGUUCCUGUGAUUCUGUAUGCAGGGGAAAGGAUACUUAGAUUCUUUCGUUCAGGCUUCAAUAGUGUUCGGCUUUUAAAGGUUGCUAUUUAUCCAGGAAAUGUCUUGACAUUGCAAAUGUCGAAGCCUCCACAAUUUAGAUAUAAGAGUGGGCAAUACAUGUUUGUCCAAUGUCCGGCCGUUUCUCCAUUUGAAUGGAAUUCGGACCAGAGUGUGAGCUCAUUCGACUCAUCUAACACAAAGAGGAGGAAAACUCUAAGGACAACCAAUGCUUACUUCUAUUGGGUCACUAGAGAACAAGGGUCGUUUGAUUGGUUCAAAGGCGUCAUGAAUGAAGUCGCCGAACUUGAUCAAAGGGGUGUCAUUGAGAUGCACAAUUAUUUAACUAGUGUGUAUGAGGAAGGUGAUGCUCGUUCGGCUCUCAUCACCAUGGUUCAGGCACUUAACCAUGCUAAAAACGGGGUUGACAUUGUAUCUGGCACGAGGGUUAGGACGCAUUUUGCGAGGCCUAAUUGGAAAAAAGUCCUAUCUAAGAUUGGCACCAAACAUGCCAAUGCAAGAAUAGGCGUAUUCUACUGCGGGGCACCGGUAUUGGCAAAAGAACUCAACCAGCUGUGUUACGAGUACAAUCAGAAGGGCUCGACCAAAUUCGAAUUCCAUAAAGAACAUUUCUAA
Molecule: messenger RNA, 2196 nt
Organism: Striga asiatica
Lineage: Eukaryota; Viridiplantae; Streptophyta; Magnoliopsida; Lamiales; Orobanchaceae
Source: the annotation of a GenBank genome assembly